Messenger RNA from Artibeus jamaicensis (Jamaican fruit-eating bat), 4268 nucleotides. RefSeq names its product nucleolar protein 8 (gene NOL8). The transcript is spliced from 17 exons. Lineage: Eukaryota; Metazoa; Chordata; Mammalia; Chiroptera; Phyllostomidae. The coding region runs from base 385 to 3828 and encodes 1147 amino acids. The record is from RefSeq and is a predicted model, not a curated record. Gene Ontology annotation, molecular function: RNA binding.
UCGUGUAGUUUUCGGCUCACUUUCCCGGACCUAGUCUAGGAAUAGAUAAGUAACGAUAACUAACCUUCUUAAGUAAGAAUUAUGGAAUUAUGGUUUGGAUCCUUUUAGGACGUUCAAUCGUGGAGGCAUCGUAGUAUCCUGGGCGAGAAAAAAAAUAAAGAGCACUAAAGAACUGAACAUGGUUACGGAACCCUAGGAGGCUGGGUUGGAAAUCGAAUAGGAAGAAAUAGAGAGUACGCCUAGUGAGACACGUGACUAGAAGUUAGGGGUCGAAGCGGCGCUGGUGAAGAGACAUCGUGGUUUCAGAAGAACUAAUGGAAAGAACUCUUCUCUGCAGAUAGAAAAUUCCUUUUCCUACUGCAGCACACUGUAUGCCCAGCCUUUAUGAAAGCCAACAGAGAAACAAAGCGCCUUUUUGUGGGUGGCCUUGGCCAGAACAUUUCUGAGGUGGACCUACAAAAUCAGUUUAGCAGAUUUGGAGAAGUUUCCGAUGUGGAGAUCAUUACUCGGAAAGAUGACCAAGGAAACCCACAGAAAGUUUUUGCAUAUAUCAACAUCAGAGUAGCAGAAACAGACCUGAAAAAAUGUAUGUCUGUUUUAAAUAAAUCAAAAUGGAAAGGUGGAACACUACAAAUUCAAUUAGCAAAAGAAAGCUUUUUGCAAAGAUUGGCCCAAGAGAGAGAAGAAGCAAAAGCAAAGAAGGAAAAGUCAACCAUAGGAAACGCUAAUUUGUUAGAAAAGAUGGGAGUGGUGGAUUUCCAUAUGAAAGCUGUGCCAGGGACAGAAGUACCAGGGCACAAAAAUUGGGUUGUGAGUAAAUUUGGAAGAGUCUUACCCAUUCUUCACCUAAAGAAUCAGCAUAAACGUAAAAUUAUAAAGUAUGAUCCAUCAAAAUACUGCCACAACUUAAAAAAAAUAGGGGAGGAUUUCACAAAUGCCAUUCCUAUAUCCAGUCUCACUUGGGAGUUGGAAGGAGGGAAUAAUCCUACGAGUAAGAAACGACAAGGGAAAUUUUCUGAUUUUCACUGCCCUCCCAACAAGAUAAUAAAAGUGCAGAAGGAUGAGAGCCCCUCUGCAUCUCUGGCUAUGAGAUCAAGACACUGUAGAGUAAUAAUGAAGAAUCCACACUUAAUACUGCAACAGACUGCUCAAGAAAUACACAGUGAUCCCAUUACUCCUAAAUCACACCGUGUACCUGAUUCUGAUAGUCAAAAACUUAAAAGAAACAAAAAUAGCUUAUCUAAUGAUGGUAUCAAAUUUGAAGGUGGAUUAAGACUAAUGAUUGCAAGAGAAGAAAACUUUGGGAGAACUUCAUGUUCCUCAGUAAAUGAAUCUGAAAAUGAUCCCUUUGAAGUUGUAAGAAAUGAUUUCAAAUCAGAUGUUCACAAACGGUCUUUAACAGAUUUAGUCAUCAAAAAUAAUGUUUCUUGCCUUGAUAGUGAAGAUAAUGUUGUGGGUAAUAAUUGUGACUAUGAUUCAGGAGAUACAGAUGAUGUUGCAAUAAAAAAAAAAGUCGGUAAAAUCAAAAAUAAUAUGGAAUUUUCACAAAUGGAAAAGUCUAUGUAUAAGAAAACUUCUUUGAAAGAUAAAAAAAACUGUGAGCUUUCUGAUCAUUAUAUUAAAGUACAAAAAAGAGAAAACAACGUAGAACUAGCUAUCAACAACAGAGUUAAACAUCUUAGUUGUAAAUCUCUGUCCAAGUCCAUUAGCAGUGAGGAUGCUGAUUCUGUGUCAGAAUCAGUGAACUUUGAGGAAGAUGAGUAUAACACCAUGAUGAAAAACUCUCUCCAUGUGACUUUUACUUUAGCUGACUUGGGACAGUUGGCUGGCAGUGACCUGAAGGCUUCAAAAGAAGAUACUAAGAGUGAGGGCUGGGAAACCAGCUCCAAGUCUGACAGAGCCUCUGAAAGCCACAGGACUUCUGGUAGCCUCCAUAGAAGUAAACACUGUAUUUAUCCUGAAGCGAUUGUGGCUUCCCUUUUAGAAGGAGAAGAGAAUGCCCCUGGAAAACAGAAAUCAAAUGAAAACAACUUAAAGCUAAAAUUCCAGCCAUUCAAGGGAACAGGUUGUCUCUAUGGGAAGGAAUUGGUGAAAAAAUCUAUGAAAGAGAAUGUUGCCUCUGGCAAUAUUAAUAAAAAUCAAACUUCCUCGAAACUUCAGGAUCCCAUUAGCAUGUCCCUGGAAAAUAUCCCAUUGGGAAAACUAACUCCUUUUCAAUGUGCAAAGAAAGCAGAUGAUCCAAACCAUAUUCAGCCUCAAAAGAGACAGUUCAUUUUUAAGAGCCAAAAUUACAAAGUGGUGUCCCCCAGCAGUUUAGAUAAGGGAAGUAUAAUUCCUAGUUGUAGUCUGUUGACAUUAAAAGAUAAGAAAUCUGCAAGUCUUGGUGCAGAGACUCCCAGGAGAGGCUUUGAGGAAGACUGUUGCCACAGGCCCACAACAACAGGAGAGGGAUCUGAAAAGGGGCCUGACCAGAGCAGCCAUGUGGUCCUUGAGAAAUCUCCAGAGGUUUCCUCCAGGAUGGACACUCAGGGAAGUGAAACUGACUUCCCACUUUCUAUUGGGGGUUCAUCAGACAUUAAUGCUAAGGACAAGCAAGCUGAAGAUAAUCAGAAACGUUUGGCAGCCUUAGAGGCAAGGAAGAAAGCAAAAGAAUUACAAAAGAAGCUGGUUCAUAAUGCCCUGGCAAAUUUGGACGAUCAUCCAGAGGACAAGCCAACGCACAUCAUCUUUGGUUCUGACAGUGGAAGUGAGACAGAGAUGUCCACUUGGGAGCAAAGCUGUCUGAUAGAGAAACCAGCAAAAGAAUUCUUGAAUAGAGCAUCUGGGAAGCUAUUUGACAGUGAUGAGAAGGAAUAUGAUUCUGAAGAUGACAGUAGUAGAUUCAGAAUUAAACCUCAGUUUGAGGGUAGAGCUGGAAAGAAGCUCAUGGAUUUGCAGUCUCACUUUGGCCCUGAUGAUAGAUUUCGAAUGGACUCCCGAUUUCUAGAAAGUGACAGUGAAGAGGAACAGGAAGAGGUAAAUGAAAAGAAAACUACUGAGGAAGAAGAGCUUGCUGCAGAAAAGUUGAAAGCCCUGAAUAUUAUGCAGAGUAUUUUGCAUAUCAGCUUAAGCAAUUCUGCAAGCAAAGGAUCAGUUGCUGCUAAGAGAUUUAAGGACAUCAUACACUAUGAUCCAACAAGACACGACCAUGUCACUUAUGAAAAAAAGAGAGAUGAUAAACCAAAAGAAAGCAAAGCAAAGCGAAAGAAGAAAAGAGAGGAAGCUGAGAAGCUACCUGUGGUGUCUAAAGAAAUGUAUUACAAAAUUGCUAUGGAUUUAAAAGAAAUAUUCCAAGCUACAGAAGAUACCAAUGAAAAGGAAGGCGUGCUCUGGAAUGAAGACUGUGAUGGAGAGAAAGCCAAGGAAGUCCAUGACCCUGCAGUUUUGAAGACUAGGGCCAAGCAGUCCAGCGGGUUCACAUUUUCCUUUUUUGAUUCAGACACUAAAGAUAUAAAGGAAGAGACCUAUAAAGUUGAGACAGUGAAACCUGGUAAGAAUUCCUGGCAGGGAGCUUCUUAUUUCAAAGAUGGCAGUUCAGAAGAAGAAGAUGUUUCUGAGGAAACAAAUGACAUAAAGCCCAGACCUGGAGAAAUAUCAUUACCUGAGAAAGAGACCACUAGAUUUUUCUUUUUCUCCAAGAAUGACGAAAGACUUCAUGGUUCUGACUUAUUCUGGAAAGGAAUGGAAGGUAAUGUCAAUAGGAAUUUUUGGGAGGCCAGAGCAAACAACUUGCGUAGGGAUUGUCAGAAGAAACAUAAAGAUGCCAAAAGGAGAGUGAAACUAAAAUAAAAAGUGUCAUUAUUGGUUUUGAUACUGCUUGUUCAGAAGACUCGCCUAUGGAAAUUGGAUGAACUAAAAAAUAAUUUUAGUUGACAAGAAAUUGGAAUGAAGGAAUAGUCAAAAUCUAACUUUUUAAUGAUGGGUAUCAUUCUGGUUGCUGUGGUUUUCUGUGGAUUUUUCUCUGUUUAUUCCUAGGUUCUUGAAAAAAAAUUAAUCCGAACAUUUUUUAUGAAGAACAAUAUAAUCCCUCAAAAAGAAAAUAUUUUUUGUGUAUAAUCUCUUUACCCUCUAUCAUCAAUAACUAAUGGGCAUCUUCCGAUGCAAACUUUGCUUAAAGCCUUUUAAAACGCAUGGGUCAGAGCACUUGUGUUUUACAAGUUAUGUUUUUUGUGAAGUAUAGACUACUUGAAAUAUUUCUUGCUGGUUGUAUUAAAUACAUCUUAUCUCCA